Messenger RNA from Spirometra erinaceieuropaei, 27991 nucleotides. The record is from the annotation of a GenBank genome assembly. NCBI's taxonomy places the organism in Eukaryota, Metazoa, Platyhelminthes, Cestoda, Diphyllobothriidea, Diphyllobothriidae.
AUGUGGCUUGCGGUGUACAUCUACGCAGCGUGCUUCACUUUGAUUAACAGCACAACAGGUAUUAACUUAUAUAAUUGAAGAAAACAAAUAGACGCUUCAAGUAGUAAUGCCAAAGUUAUCAUCUUUACAAGUCGAGUUUCUUAGAGACGAUAUUUCGGCGACGGUAUGGAGAAGGAUCCCACUUUACAGUCGGAUCGUGUCAUACGUGAUUGGCGAUAGGGGUAGUUUUACGGAUGGGGCAGCAGACAGGACAGUAAGCUGAGGAAAUGCAGGAAAGCAGAGAAAUUAUUUGUAUUUCUCCUGAAAGACUCAUCGUACGCCUUUGUACGACAGUGGGAAUGAGCGCGGUAAUAAUGAAAGUCAUUUUCAAAGUAAAUAAAGGGGUUUUGAGUGGAAAUUCGAAGUCAUGGAAAGUGAUUGUCCUUGGUAAUGAAUGCCUGCAAUGGCCUGUGAAUGAAUGCCAAGAUAAAAGGUCCUAUGACGUGAUCCACAGUCUGUGGCCAGUUAAGUGGGCUCCUGCUCCACAACGUUGUCGACAUUUUUUGAAAUUUACAUCAGUCCAUUAUUAUGCAAUUUUUACUGUGUCAUAAUGACUUCCCUUCACUGAAUGUUCAUACAUAAAUAUCAUCUCACGUUAGCUAAAGAAGAACGUCUGAUCAACGGACUGCCCGAGAAUUGCGGAAAUCGCCCUGAAGUACCAAAGCCGUCGACAGAUCAUCCACGUGGAAAGAAAGAAGCUGUAAAAAAUAGUUGGCCGUGGCAAGUAAGUCGACAGAUGUGACAGGUUGCACUUGUAUGUUGUCUAGUGUGUGCACAACUCUUUGUUAAUUAUCCAAAGUUAGAUAACAAGCAUAGAUCUUCCUGCGCAGAAAUCAACAUGAUUCAUAUUGGCACAUGGCAAAACCACAAUAUCUGCCCGUUGUCGUAAUAAUUAUAUUUAUGGAAAUCAGUUGGCAGUCUACACUGACCCCCGUCAUUGGAAACCGUCUUUAUCUAUUCAAUAUAUAUGGAAUGUGCUAUCAACUGACGAUUUAAAAAUCUAAAGAUGAUUACUAAAGCUAAUUUCGUUUUUUUAUUUUCAAUAGGUUGGUGUGUACGCUUCAACGAUUGGGCCCUAUCCAUUUUGCGGAGGGACGCUCAUUUCGCCAACAUGGGUAUUGACGGCCGCUCACUGUAUCACUGGAGCUCUUCGAUGUAAAGAAAUUCCACUUGGUCGACCCUUUUCGUUCGAUGAGUUCGUCGAGGAUGAAAUGGUCGUUCGCAUAGGAGACCACAAUCGCACACGGCGUGGACGUCCAGCAUUCAACCUUCGAGUAAAGCACAUCAUCAUGCAUCCGCAAUACGAAAUUGAAGAAAUUAGGAAAGGCUUUGACUUUGCUUUACUGAAGCUGAACCACAAGGUCAAACGAUGUAUGUUCAGACAUAUGGUUUGAGUUUUGUUGCAAAAGAGUCAGUGUUAUUUAAUGCAGACUAAUUUGAUUUAAGCAAAGUGUAUGCUCUCCUUCAACAGGGCUACUUUAUGAAAUUAACAGCUGUGCAUUAAGGGUUUCUCCAAAACAAAUGGUUCAAUCUGCCAUAUACAAGUAAUGCAGGAAGCUAUAAAAAAAGUUGUGUUCGUGUUGACGGUUGCAUUUAUAGUAAAUUACACUUUAACAUGAUCGUCAUGACUGUAAGUAUAUAAAUCACAAUAACUUGGAGAAAUGAUUUUACAACCAUCUUUGGACGACUGUGGGAGUUGUUAAUUAUGCUACAUAGAAGUUCACAUGCUGCCUACAUCGGAAGGCAGGAGUAUAAAAUUAUUGUUCUAACUACCACAUCUCCUUAUUGCUGAAGUGUCAUUUAACGUGUGAGCCAUCUUGAGCUUUUCAUACUAUAGAACUUUUCUUAUCUAAAAGACCUCCUGCAUAUGGAAUGAAAACUGGCAAUUCAACUUUUUUUAUCGUCAUAGCAAAGGUGGCGGAAUUCGCAUGUCUUGCGAAAUCCGGAUUGAAAUUCGAGGCUGGAAAAUUCUGCUACUUUGCCGGAUGGGGACUAAUUCCAAAUCCCCCAAAACCACCGGAUCCUAAUCAGCCGGAAGUGCUAAUGGAAGUACGAGGGCCAAUAGCAAAGAUGUCUGACUGUCAGAAAAGACAUCCUUUGCCUGACAGCAGAAAGCAUGUUUGCAUUGACGGCAAAUAUGGGGUAAGAUUUCCUUUUAGAAGGUACAAAGAUAAAGUAGAUCAAACCUAGUAAUUUGCUUUUUUGGUCAUUUAGGCUGUCCCUAGGAGCGAGAGUCGUCGAGUUAUUUUUUGCAGUUUUUUCACAUUCCAUUUCUCUGGCUGGUUCGCGAGUUGUCUGAUGCAGAUCUGUAUGGAAUAAAACACGUAGACAAUCCUCAAUAAAGAGUGAUACCUGUUCGGAGAGCGGAAAGUUCGUCGUAUCAAAAUCGUCUUCUUUGGAAAGGACAAACCAUCCUUGAGCUGUUCCUUAAACAAUAGAACGUUCCUCGUAAACAGUCAGACUGUUUUUGACGGCCUCCAGUGCCGCCACUGAGGGAAGAUGUCAGAAGAUUGUUUUAUAUGCCAACGCGACAUUUCAUUUCCUCUGGGCUACAAAUGGAAAAAAUUAAUUCAAACUAUAUCUUAAUAAACAGAUUCUACAAUCGCCUGGUUAGAGAAACAAAAGGGCAUAUAAUGUGAAAGCAUAGAAAAAAUAAUAGCAUUAAAGAAUUGUGAAUGAUAUAAAUAGAAUGAACGAGUCUAAUGAACUCGAAUAAGCGAAGACGUCGGGAGUUUUUAUAUUUGCUUAACUGCCAUUUCAUUUCCUCUGGGCCGCAAUUAGAAAAACUUAAUUCGAACUAUAUAUUAAUAAACAGAUUCUACAAUCGCCUGGUUAGAGAAACAAAAGUACAUUUUACAUGAAAACACGCCGAAAAUUAAAAAUUAUAGAAUUCCGAAUGCCUGAAAAUCACAUGAACGCACAGGACAAUCCAAUAUAACAAGACUAAUGAUUUGCUAUUCUUAACAUUCAGACUGCCUGUACGGGCGACAGCGGAGGAGGACUGCACUGUUUAACAGAAGAUGGCAAGUGGGUUGUCUACGGCGUAGCCUCUUACACCGGCAAAAAUUGCUCUGGAGAAUUCACAGUUUUUGCCCUGACUCCACCCGUGCUCGGCUGGAUCCAACAGAAUGUUGUUGCACAUAAUUGACCAACAAUUAUUUUGAUGUACCAUUUUACUUCAAAAUAGGUUUCUCCAAUAAACACACCAUCUGUUCCAUUUUACGAACAGUGUCAUAUAUAUAUAUAUAUUUAUACAUAGGCAGAGUAGCAUUAUCGACCAAGUCAAGGGAGGCCGGAUUGUUCAUUUCUGACUGAUUAGCCGCUGUCAGCAAGCCACACACAACCCAGAGGCGUACAAAUUCUACGGCUAGAUCCCAGAAACGGCCGGCUAGAUGUCCAAAUUCUUAUUCGUUGAGCCAUGGGCUAGUUCUCCUGUCGGUUUCGAUUGGCUAUAUAAAGUGGUCAAGGGGAUUUCACCGAUGACGUUCCGAAACUCAGUGGAUCAAUUGAGAAAGAGAGAGAUUUCAAAGGCACAGUGAGACAAGUAUGUAACAUAGUGCAAUCGGUGAGUGCCCCACUACCAACGUGGAUGUAUAUGCGGUAAAUUUGCCAACUCGCGAAAUGUUGGCCGAUUCGAAAAUAUUACUUAACUAGGGUUGCCACAUUAAUUAUCGUGCUGUAUAAUCCCAACUCAUUUGAGUUAUAUCGGGAUGUCGGCUUUUGAACGAACUACCUUCCUGCCGCCUGCAGAAGCAACAGUCCGUGAAAAUGACUGCUUAAGUAUCAUGAUUUUUUUCGAAUUUUUUAAAUGCCCCUAUAAAUUCAAAUGUACCUCAUUGGAAAGAUCGAUGACUUUGCAAGUGAUAAAGACAUUAGUUGGGCACGGUAAGUAGGCUAUCCGAGAAACGAAAAUAGCAGUAUCCCAACAAUUACAAACUAGUAAAUAAGAACAAAGUCGUCAGCAGGUAAAGGUGAGCGUGCGUGUUCUUUGUAUUAUUCAAAGUUGUGCCAAAGCGUAUUGCAACUGAUAAAAACAAAACGGACUUAAAUGUCACUACAAUACUCCCCCUCCUAGGAGAACGGAAUUCAAAAAAAAUAUUGUUCAUAGAAGGAAAAUUUGGGAGAGUCAUGUAUAUUGUACAAGUUGGUAACGGUCGGGAAAACGGACAUGACGACCGCUGCGCGUAAGGGGAGGAGUCUGUGGGAUAAGUAAAGACGCGGGGUUAUAAGGCUUAAAUGGAGUCUGGGAAAUAGCAAGUGGCAAUGUGCCAAGAGAGGAUUGUUCGGUUGGAGAACUUGGAAGAGGACCGGUAUUAGCCACCUUCAAGCGAUCGAUUGAGACUACGUCAGUGCGGCCUCCACGGUCCCUAUAAAUUCAUAUGUACCUAAUUGGAAAGAUGUAUGACUUCAUCUGAUCCAUCAGCUACAACGACUUCUGCUGCUUGCUUCUCAGAAGAGUAGAGCACUGAAGGCAACUUGCACGUGAAUUAGCUAACGAUAAUAUUGGACUUUUACCGCGUUUGCCACACUCUCCCCACCCCAGCCAUCUGGACCGUAUGUAGGCAGAGUCAGGAAGACCACGGGAGGUAUCCGAUCCAGAUGGCUGGUACGGCGUAAACCCUCACCAAGGUUUGCCACCACACCCCCUUACUAGACACAGAGGAACGUAGGCUGCUCUGAUAGCAAAAUUAGUAGGAGUGCUAUAAAUAUCAUAUAACAAAAUCGGAAAGCGAGAUGGCGAGCAUACGUAGCUUUGUGCAAUGAUUUACCGUAUUAGGUAUUAGCUAAAAGCCCAGACACGCGUGUUUCGCCGAUCUUAUGCCGCUUCCUGGCGCAGCUGCGAGGGGUUCGACUCGUCAGUGGGUCUCCCAGCUUUCCCCGUGUGUUUUCUGGUAUAUAAACUCCAGUUUCAACGUGUCUUCUUUAAUUUCCGAGGAAGCUGGCUUUCGAUAAAUUCUCGUCGGGCCAGUACAGUUAUAUAGGAACGAGGGAGAAAUAAAGGAGGCCAGCGAUCAGAGAAAUCGAUAAAAGGUCUACUUAAAACACAGGCGGGUUGUGGGAAGGUGGGGGAGGGGAGGGGUAAUAGCAGUUACUGUCUGGGGCGGGGUGAGAGCGGAAGUGCGCAGGGGAGUCGCACCCUUAGUCGACCUUCGACCACUGUAGGCGCGGGAGCCUGAACGUGAUUCCUCUGUGCGCAUAAGACUGGCUUUCGUAAUCUAAUGGCGGCCGCUUCCGCUGUCGCUAACAGGCGCUGGCCUAGCGUCUUAGGGUAGCUCGAUGGGACCUUAUAAAUUACACGAAAAGCUUCUUCGGGGUCCACACAAUGUCCGAAUCGACAACAUGUGCGAGAAUGACGCUGCUCAUGCCCCUCGUUUCACAUUUUACCAGCCAUGUCGUGAGGUGUUCCCGUAUUCACUUUGAUAAGCGCCGACUCAUGCGACAAAUAAAACCUGCUCCACAGGAGCAAGUGAAGGAAUAUAUGCACAUUGAGAUGGUCUGCGGUGGCGACUCAUCCUUACAUUCUCCUCGUAAAAUAGGGUUAGUAGAGAAUGAUUUUUGAACCCUUGCUACUGGGAAGGUUCGCGAGACAGCUUGAUCAAGUCGUCUCCCAAGGAGUUCACUCGCCGCGUCACAUUUGAAAGGGACCUUGAGGAACAAAGUUUUCUUUUCGGCGGUCGGCGUGUCGGGUUUGCAAUAAACCUGUCAGGAUACCCGUUUUCUCGAAGGAAGUCCUGGAUUUUGCUGAGCUUCUUCUCGAUAUUAUCUGUGCAAACUGACAUAAAUAUAUACCCCCGUGACAGCCGAUUCCAAUAAUAAGUUAAGCUUCAGUUCAGUUCCACUCAGCUCAGUUUAUAUGUGGGAAAGUAGGUGAGAUAAAAACUAGAAGCAUCGUUCAAUUUAUUUGCGAAUAUUAUAACCUCCUCAGCAUCAAUUAGUGAGUCCAGAGUAUACGAAAUUUGCAAGAAAAAUAUUUGGUGGCAUGACUGAUUCGGUAGGACGAAAACAGCAAGGCUAAUGGAAGUGCAGGAUAAAUUCGCGGAUGCGGAACACAAAAAACCUGACCUCCUGGAAAUGUUUGAAGUGAGUGCUUGAUUGAAAGGAGCGCAAACAUCUAGCCAUUAGCAACUAUUAGCUCUUUAUUGAAAACCCCAGAACAACAUCCUCGAUGGCAUCAUUUUCGAAAGAACUGCACAACAAGCGCAUUUCUGAUCAUAAAUUGCUCGGACAUACUUUACGCAGACGAAGUAGCAUUAGGGAAGACAAAGCAGCAGUUAUCGCAAAAAUGCCUCCGUUAAUUUGCUUUGAACUCGCUACGAAUGUCUGCAUUACCGCGGCCGCCAUAUCAGAGACGACGCGAACCCGCAAAAAACCCCCGCCUCCACCUCCAUUCUCAUGAAUCCAGAUUUAGUCUCUGGCACACGUUUUGUUUUCCUACUGACCGUGUGUAGAAAGCGCAGCGUGGAUUUUCCGCUGAAUACGGUCCUCACGUGACUGCUCCACGUCAAAACCAAGAGCAGAUGUCGCUUGAAGUACGUUGUAGGUUGACCUAAAGGCUGCGUGCCCGUUUUCAAGCACUUCCUGUGCUCAGUAGGAAACGAAAACAAUAACUGCUGCUGCUGCUGCCAAUUGUCGGGCUUGCCGGGUGGUGCAGGGGGUAGGGUGCAGGCGAGAGAGUAGGCAUUCGGUCCCAUUUCGACAUCUACCCUGAAUAGGCAGUUGCAGUCUGAAGUAUAUUUCGAUUUCUCUGAUUGUUUUUGCCGUGAAUGAAGUGCUGGCACGAGUUUUACGGGUUGGCACUACACGCGUUGUUUUCAUUAUCAGACAGAAAUGAUUGUUAAGUGAGACUAGCCAAUCGAUAACGUGAUCGCAUGCUAAGAGCAAGUUGAGAAAAACCAAGCAAAACGGCCGUGGUAGAAAAGACUUGGCUGUCAACGCCGACCAGAGGAUGACAAAGGCAAUGGGUGAAAAGUCAGUUAACUUGAAUCGUAACUCAUACCAGAUGGAGUCUACGCGUAACCGUUGCAUAAACACCGACUUAAACGAAUGUAAAUUAAUGCCAGUUGAGGAAAUUCUUACCAAGCAGAAUAACUAUAAAAAGUAGUGUAUAAGCAAAAAAUACGACGAUGGACUACUACAGUGCCCCCCGCCUGGACCGAAGGCCGGCGUUAAAGCGAUACCGAAGGUAAAUGUGAUGUUAAUGCAGUUGAGUGAGAUAGCGGUCGGGAAAGUGGACGCGACGGCUGCUACGAGUGGUGCGAAUGUCUGUGGCAUUGGAAGAGUAUGGGUCAGAGGUUUUCCUGCUAGGAGAGGCAGGAAGUGUAAUUUGAAUGGUUACUCAUAAGGGAGAAAGAAAGCUGGUCUAGCACCGAAACAGUCUGUUAGUUAUUCCAAGCUUUCAAACUCGUACAGCAGUUCGUCGUCACGGAUGGUAGCAACAUCAGAACCAGCGACAGCCAAAAGGUGUGUUAGUCAAACAUGGAUCGACGCGCAAGUGUAGAGGUGACUACGCCGGGCUGUGUACGCCGGCACCAGAUCGAUUAAUCGAUUGACCGAGUUCUCAUCCUAGGCCCAGGCUUCAAUUUAUUUACGGUUCCUACUGUUUGCGGCGUGGGCGACUAUUUUGGUGGCUGCGAGGUUAAAUUCGUGGCCCAAUUCGUAGGUGUGCGCGGCCACUUGUGAUAAUGCGUCGCCUCGUCGCACAGCCAGCUUAUGUUCGUGUAUACGCUAUCCGAGCAUGCGCCCAGUCUGUCUUGGGUAGUUACAAGGCCUUUUUGACACGGGAUGCGAUACAAUACUCCAGAUUGUAGCUCGUUCUGUUCUUGCUGCUAUCCCUGACGCUGGACUUCUGUACAAGUUAGAGAUCUCGGAACAAUAAAUAAAAUCUUCUGGUACACGACCAGCCUUUUUCCUUACUCAAACAUACGCAUGAAACUCAUACUUUCUCCUUUAUUUGUGAAGAAAGAAUCAAGUUAGGACAAUCCGCACAAACCACGCUUUGCUUGUGGUAUAGGCGCGUCCAUAUAUCAGUCAGUACAUUUGGUGUAAACCACAGAAGCCCUGUAAACUCCAUUUCGGCGGUACAGAUGUAAAGGAAAAUAGCUAACUCGGAAAAAUUUUGCAUGCAGUGUUAGUGAUCAGAAAGCAUAGAUCUAAUAGUGGAACAUAAAUUCGAAAAGGGUACGACAUUUGCGAAAUAAUUGCGAAAAACAUUGUUCACUGCGUUCGAGCUCUCCAAAAUUUCCAUAUCAGUCAAGUUUAAUGUUUAAAACGAUCUACUGUAAGUGUGUUAGUAGUAUGUUAAGAAUCAUUCUGUACUCCGCUAGAUCAGGCUUCAGCAGUUCGGGUUGCCUUUCAGCAGGUAAUUAUCCAGUUGUACCUUGAACACAUUCAUGGUAGGGGAAUUAAUAACAUACUCCGUCAAAGAGUUCCAUUGGCGAAUGACCAUCAGUGAGAAAAAGGAGAAACGUUUGAGGCCAUGAACAGCCUUUGUAGCACGUCGUUGCACAUCUAUAUCCUUCCGAAGUCACGGUCGCCAAGCCCGUGCCGCAUAUUCCAGCUGCGGCCGCACAAAUGUCCCGUAUACUUUGCCAAAGACAUCUUUAUUCAAGUGAAUAAACGUUCUUCGUAUCGCGCUCAUUACUGACAUUGUAGGCACUGUGACUUUAGAACACUGCGUAGUGACGCUUAGGUCGACUUUAAUGAAUACUCCGAGAUCUUUUCUCACAUCUAAGGUUUUAAGUGGUUGAUUGCCCAGGAGAUACCGCCGGUAGGGUACAUUCGUUCUUCGGGCUGUUGAUAUUAUGUGCAUUAUUGCACAUUUUUUGACGUUGAAGUUCAUGCACCAUUUCUCGCUCCAUGCGUGCAGAUUCUCUGCUUCCUCUUGUAUUAUCUUGACGUCAUCUUCAUCUUUUAUUGCUCUGCAAAGUUUAAGAUCGUCUGCAAAGAGCACUAUGUCCGAUGCAGUUUGGUAGCUCCACUAGAUGGACACAAUAGUGUCGGGGUUGGGGUUAAGGGCAAUGGGUAUGGGUUAGGUUUAGUGUCAAAGGUUAUGGUUAGGGGUUAGAGUUUAGGAUUAGUGAUUAUACUUAGGGGUUAGGCGUAGGGGUUAGCGCAACUAUUUUUCAACCAUUCAAAUUUCAACAGCGUAUCCCCAAUAGCUUUUGUUUUGCAUACGACUACUUCCCCUCGUCUCCUGUGCCUUUUCCGGUCCCACCUCUAAAAAUCCCUAUCACCGCCGGGCCCGUAGUAAAUGCGACUAGGGGUUAUUUACUUUAAGUGGGGCUACACAACCACAUUCGACAGAAGUGGCGACCAGAAUAGGUUCAGCUAAAUUUACUAGAGACAACGUUUGCCUAACUUCCUUUUCCUAGACUAUCGUUGUCGCUCAGCGGUAAGAUCGUGUUCGUAGAUCAUUAGAGGAAAUCCAGCCGGCUGACUGUCCAGAGUUUUCCCAGAAGGAGAGGAAGGGCACCGCCGGCUCAACUAUACGACCAAAAAAAAGAUAGGUAAAGAAUUAUUCGAAAGUGACUACAUGACUACAUUCUACAGUUUCAGGAGCAAACGUAUCGGGCAAUGCACCUGCACAAAGUCCCGGUGAUAUUUUGCUCGACCCUACGUCCCCUUUCACACAAUGUGGAUGGGCUGAUAGACCGGGCGGAUUCGGCGCAUAAAAUGCUCCUCGAAUACAGCGUGCGUUCAUGGGAGUCAAGAAGUUUCCAAAGAUGACGUCUUUUGCCAGCGACUAAUUGACGGUCAUCCGGGUUCCGAUCGUCCCAGCGAGAUCGCCCGCAUAGACAGUUAACCGCUGCCUAGCAGUCAAUCCAGCAGCAGUGGUCGCCUGGGAAGAGCUUAGGCGGGUCCAACAUAGAGUGCCUGUUGCGGCAUUCCGUUGGUUGCUGGCCUAUCAUGUGCCCGCUGACAGAUGUCCAAUAUAGGCAGGUCCUCAUGACUGCAGGAGUUGGCGGGGCACAUGCGACUGUCGCGGUUUGCGAUAACCAAACAUGCCAGUUUGUCUUGUUUGUUAAGUUGGGGGUUUCCCAUCAAGUGGGUUGUAAAUCAAACCAAACAGUGUGUGCAGAGCACAGCCCAUGCAGCCAUCACCGAUACGAUCGCGCAAAUCAUAGGCUGCCCUUGAAGCCUGACAUACCGCCAAGAUACAGCACCAGAGAUAGCACAACAGGUCAUACUUGAGAGCACAGACACUGGCUAGAAGUUCAGACACGUUUUUGCCGAUAUUCUGCCGCUUCAUGACAACUGCGAGGUGUUGGGCUCGCCUGUGGGUCCACCAGCAUUCUCCCUCUAGUUUUCUGAAUUGAGUGGGUAAAGCUACUAGCCUGUUCAUUGCUCUCCAAAGGCAAUAGGUUCACCCUGCAAGUUAAUGUUCCUCUAAUGCAUGACAAUGCCCUUCUGUGUUUUUGUCAGAAAUUUGUUGUUGGGUAAUGACUGACGUCCGUCGUCAUUGUUACUUUCUCACAACCUGUCUUUGCUGGCGGGCUUUUAAAAUUGAGCCGCCAUUUUUUGUUUUUUCCCUCCGGUCACAUGAAUAUUUAUUAAUUGCAUGCCCCAGUCUUAUUCCUUUGUUUUAAUUGAUCUGUUCCUAUAAGGUUGUCUUUACAGUACGCUAGCACCUUUUUAAAGGAGCUUAAACCCUGCGAAAUUUCUGCAUCGAUUUUUCCGCCUCCUGAUCAUGACUCUAGUGGUUGCACUUUGCGGCCAAUUUGUCGUUUCUGCGAUUGUCCUGCGUUGGCGUUCUCACGCUCCCAAACGCAACGAACUCACCGUGCCAGCAGCAGUUACACUCUGACAACUUGUCCUGUUUCUCGUCCUUCCUCGCUGGCCUUCCCACGCUCAUAUCAGUAAAGGACAAUUUUUCGAAAGCAACAUCGCCGUGGAUGGCAAGUUGCGCCUAAACGCCAGCCUAAAAACAAGUUGUCAAUCCCGGGUUUUCUUUCGACUAACUGUCGAUCGAUAUUUAACAAAACCCAUGAUUUGGAAUUACUUCUGUCAACCAAAGAACAUGGCAAAACAGGAGUAAUUUGCCUUCAGGAGACGUGGUUGAAUAGCCAAAUUGACUCGGAACUAAUCACUCCUUCGACAUUUUGUUGUUUUCGAAAUGAUAGAGCAUCUCCAACAGGCAUUAGAGGUGGAGGAGUGGCCAUUUUUGUCAAUCAAGACUGGUGUAUAAAUUUUGAUAUCAUCGUGCAGCGACACUUCAAAUCGGUGGAGCAAUUCGCUGACCGAAUUCUGAAUGAAACCGUCCAUCCCCUUCAUAAUGAGUUAAUGGCUGCGAAAUCCUUACGCCCCAUGCAUCGAUGCUUCCGCCACAUCCCUUGCCGCACUUCGACCUAUCGGAAUUCCAUACUGCCAUUUCUAGCCCGGUAUCUCACCUGUAAAGAUGUUGAAAAACAAAAACUAAAACUCGAUCUUGCACCUUAAAGUCCUUUUUUCUUCAUAUAUAAUUAUGUCCACCAGUCCAAUACCUGUUAAUCUCUAUGGUAAUUACUGUGUACUGGAAAACCGUUUUUGCUGAAAGUUUUGAAAGUUAUUUUCAAAAUAAAGCAUUCCACUCUCUCUCUCUUUGCUGCCCAAAGGAGGACACUAGGACGGUAUAAUAGAACCGAGGAGGGACUCCUAUGCUAACUGCAUAACAAUUCCCCUGAUACAAGUGACCAUACAUGUUUUGUGUAGACGAUGGAUUGUAUCCGAAAGGGACGGUUCAGAUUCUAGCCCACAUCGACCACACCGAGGAGGUGCCAUUGCAGGCUAACUAUCCGUCCUAAUAGGAAGACCGGGUUACCCCGAAAAUGAACAGUUUCUCCAUUUACGGCAUUUUAGCAAAUCGUGAUUGAUUGUGGGCACAUGAGAUUGGGGAUACUGAGUGCUUAGUGGACGGAGUCCGCAGAACGGAACUCACUAUCCCCCUCGCAGACAACGGAACACUCUCGGAGCCGGUCAGGCACCUCAUCCCACGGGCUUGGCGCAGAUGGCUGGAACGGCCUUGUUCUGCACCAAUUAGAAAAGGACUUUAAUAAGUUCGUGGAACUAGCUGGCGCGCAGCACAGUCACAAGUCUGUUCAAUUAUUCCCGAAUAUGAGCGAGCUUCUUUGCAGUCGCUCGCAAAACUACUCUGGACGUAAAUUGAAUACUUAACUUGUGUAAAUUUCCCGAUCGAUUUUCGAUGGCUUUAUAUAUUAAAGUAUAUUUCAAAUAAAAUGUACAUAAAAGCAGCCCUUCUUGGGCUCAUUUGACGGCAAAUUUUCCCUUCUUCAGAUUAUGUAUUUGAAGGAAACAAGCGUAAUUUCGGCCCUCAGAACGUUUAAAUUUAAUUUGUAAGACUACGAAAAAGCUUCCCACAAAGCAUUGUAUCCGGCGAUUUAUUAAGUUUGAUUGUAAAGUUUGCAAUGUAAUCCACAUUUACUGAAAACGUUACAAACUCUACAUGAUAUCUUCCUAACAGCAUACAUUUUCCUAACAAGCAAGAUAGACAUAUUAGGAAUUGUAAACCCUGAACGUAAGGGAAACGUCAGGUCAGGUUCUAAAUUGGUCGGCAAAAGGGAGGAUGUUUCGAACUCGAAUAAUACGCUUUCUCCAAGUAUAACAUUUGAAGAAAGCGUGAACUACUACAGUGUAAAUAAGAGAAAGAAUAUUUUGUGAAUUUUUUCUAUGAGUUUUAUUUAGGUGUAUAAGGGCGUUGAAAAUCAACGCGAAAGAUUUAUUCUAUAGUAGAUAUGCUAACUCAUGAAAUGUUAACCGAAAUUCUAAAAUACGUCUUUAAUGUAUAUCACCUAUAAUAAUUCAGUCACUCUAGGCUGCCGGCUUUUAAAAAACUUCUGUUCGGCCACCUGCAAAAAAACCUAUGUAAGAGAUGUCUGCUAACGCAGUACAAAUUUUUUCCCUUUGAUUUUCGGUGCUGUUAUAAAUUUAAAUAUAUUUCAUAGAAAAACAUGCGUUAAAAUAGCCAUUAGUUUUUUGAUUUAGAAGAACAUUGCGUCCUCGUUAAAUUUUAUAGUUAUAAUCGUUUCUGAUAUCGGGGCAAUGUUGAACCAGACCUGCAUUACCUUUUCAUUCAGGGUUUCCAGAAUACAAGCUGUGUACUUUCCGUGUACGGAAAAUCAUACACGGUUUUAAAAGAUGGCCAUAUAUGGUUCAUAAAUGUUAGCGGUGGGUAUAAGCCAUGAUGUAAACUUUAUAAUCAAAAUCACUAAAUGAAUAAACGCGAUGUCUUAUGAACGAGCAUUUCGUGGUCUUGAAAAUAUCUUAAGUAUUAACUUUUUACAUCGAAUCGUUCUUAACCCUGAAGUAUAACAUUUGAAGAAGACGUAACAUUCUUCCAAAUGAUCAAAAUAAUAUAUUUUUAAAAGAAGCCUUUUGAGGAUUCAUAAAACGUAGCAGUGCAUAAAGGCAGCGAUAUGGCCGUUUUCGGCCUUCAACACGAAAGGGGAUAAAGGGAUGCUGACAUGCAACACAAUGAAGUCGCACAGUGUUGGGCUGGAAGAUACGUCAACGGCAAGAAAUUCAUGUGGCGAAUUCUUUCAUUCCCCAUCCAUGAGCGAAGUCCAGGUGUUGUUCGCUUGCAGUACAAUUAGAGAAUGGGCAAUGCGUUUACUUUACCGAUGCAAACGCAUAAUGCACAAUGGCGCAAAACAGCGCUCGGGGCCCCUGAUCGAACACUGCAGGAUUUGCGAGGAAACAGCAGACCAUUUCUGAUGCACCGCUACUGCUUGAAGGAGAUUUCAGGCCACCACUGCUUCGAUCGACACCGGUGGACGAAAUAAAUGCCAGCCGUCACCACUUACUCCGGAAUUGCCGAGCGCGACUGGGUACAGCAAACAAGUGCCCUGCCUUCGACAGCGCCUAGAAGGACAAUCCUGGGUUUCACACACAAUACGUGCCGCCAACAGGUGGCCUUUACAUUUUUCUCAAUUGAGAACGUGCUCCUUCAUCUUUCCCUUAUUUCCCAAUUCAGCAGAUCGAGCCACAGCAAUGUGUAGCGGGGUCCGGCUAUUUUUUAUAUAAUUUAAUUUGUGCAGGCGGCCGAAAAGAAGAUCCUUUAACAGCUGGCAUCCUAAUGUAUCUGCCUACAACAUUCCUGACUGUCUUGACACCCUGUUUCGGUAGGGUUAGGGGGAGGGUGCGGCAGAUGCAGCGCAAGUCUGUUGUCAGGACAAAAACAUUUAUGCAGAUGUCACCGUCCCUGAGUCCACUCUACUAGAGGACUUACGGUGGACACGGUCGUAAUCGACGAUUAAAUUAAAUUCCUUUUCUCAACACGUCUUGAACGUUUGUGAAACUUUGCAUAAUACACUUAAACGUAGCCAUGCUCUAGCGAAAUCAGUCCUAGCCUGGUAUGCUGGCACGUACGUUACCGGCGUUUGGCGAAAAUUUGUGAACCAGACAGACUGUGAGCUGUUGGCCUUUCUGUCGAAAAGCUGUGGCAAUUCUUGCCUGGGUCUACGAGAUACUGACGCUAUAAGAAUUGAACCUGUCAUUUAUUCCAAAAAACGGUCCAUGGGGAAUUUUCACUGCAGACACUUAAAGUGCACGGAGUUCUCAUUUGACCCUCAGAAUUCGCGUAGUAGGCCCUCAAACAUAAGCUGACCAAGUACAGUAGGUGGGCUAACUCAUAAAAUACUAUGGGUUAGCACAAGAAAAUCCCUAUAAGGCGAAAUCCGUCCAACCUGCGUUUCCUAAAAUCCUACGGCAGUAAAAAAUGACUGUUCUUAAAAAGAAGACAUAGUUGGGGUCAUAAAUUAAUAUUUCCUAACGUAGAAAUAAACAAUUUCACUGAAAAACUGAAAUGUCAGAAAAUGUCCGUAUUACAAGUUCACUUAAAUAGGUCUAAAUUUAAGAGUGCAAAAUGAAGGGGGACGCUUGAAAUGGUGAAAAUAAUGUAAAAUAAUGACAAAUCCAAACGACCAGUACUUUGUGGAUUAUCCAUUUGCAUCAAUCACGGCUGUGAGUCUUUCAGACUAGAAGAUGGUCAGAUUGUACACAGUAACUUGUUCAAUGUGAUUUUCCAGAAAAAAAUCGUGUUUCUCAUGCAUGGACGUUUUAUUAUUACCAUUAUGCCAAUGUCUUUUGAUAAGUGCGAAAGGAUUUUCGAUGGGACUGACAUCUGGAUUGUAAUACGUGUUCUACUUAAAAAGGGCUUGAUCAUGGCUUUUUGUUGAUGAAGUUCAAAUUAUCGAAUUCUUUUUCUAAUUAUAUCCAAAGAGAACAUCGGCAGAUAUUUCCUGUGAGUGGUCUUAAUGGGCAUACAAUGAAACUUUUUUAGUGCUCGACGAAUAAAAUCGUCGUCCUGUUUACUUGUGGAACGUCUUUGUCCACUCUGCUUCUUUUUGGGUACGGUUCUGUCAUGAAGUAGUCGCCACAGAGUAACCUUAGCAUUAUUAAAAAUACUUAUUAGCGACUCACUUGACCACCCUUCCGCGGCUAAUUUCGGCGUCCUUUCACAGUCGACUGCUGAAAGACAUUGCCUGGAUAUGUUCAUUGUACGGCAUGACACGCAUGUAGCGCGCACAUUGGUUCUCGGUGUGGUAAAGCAAACUACUGCAGAACAAAAUUAUUACCAAAUUUUAUGCCAUGAAAUGCCAAAAAUUUACGAAAAAGAAUUCUUGAAAAAAACGAAAAAUCCCAAGCUUCCCCUCACCUGAUUUUCUUCGGAACAAAAUCGAAUUUUCAAGUUACCAUAGCGUAGGAAAUUAUCUGGAUAUCAAGGACACUCAGAUUUAGCCCACAUCUGGCGUCUUUGUCCUUAUUAAAACGGACUUGAGAUAAACCUUUUUUCAGUAAAUGGCUUUCUGCGUCCUAACUCAUUUUAAUAAACACAAAUAAGAACGCCAAAUGCGUGAUAUACUUCUUGCUCAAAUUUCGACCAUGACACUUCAAGAGUUAGGCCACCUACUAUAAGCUGUCUAAAAUCUCGCAUCGGCAAAAUGUACGACCUAUCGUUUUUAAUCUUCACUGUAUUUGAAUUACCAGAGUAUGGCAGAUAGAUCCUAUACACAAAAGAACCAAAUGACACAGUUUGUACUUGAUAACUUAUGGACGUACAGUGGGUGGGCUAAAGCAUGAAAUGUCAACCGAAAUUACGAAAGGGAUUAUUGUUUCGAAAAGGGUUAUUUAAGUAGUGUUGUAAAAUUAUUCAUCAUGCAGCAUAAUUCUAUAGUAAUUCAGUUAUCUCAGGCUUUUGAACAAACGUCUUUCAGACUGCAUGCACAAACUAUUCUCUCUAAACAUGCCUGCUUAAUUAUCAUGCAUUUGUUUUAUUGUGUUUCAGUGUCCCUAAAAAUUUCAUCAUAUUUCAAGUAGAAGUGUGCAUAAAAAUAUAUAUUCUUUUAUUCAUUCAGUAGAACAUGACGCCUUCAAAUGUUAUGCGCGAAGGUAUGGUAUAAUUCGGCUUUCAAAAGCUAUUUCAACUGACGAAUAAUUUUGAACUCCUACCUGCCAUCGAAUUCGCAUUCAGGGUUUCCAAACUACAAGCCGCGUACGGAAAACCAUACAUUUCUUGACGGUAUUAAGACGAAGCCCUAUGGCGUUCAUAAAAUUUUCUAGUGGAUUUGAGCCAUGUUGUUAACUUUACAAGCCACACUCGGAAAUGCAAAGACAUGACGUUUUAUGACCGGGCAUUUCACGGUAUUAACAAAUCUUACAGACAGAAGCCUUUCUGAAUACACUCAUGUAGAGUAAAAAAGUAGAAGAACACGUCGUUUUCUACCGACGAUGCAAAAGGGUGAAUAUUUUUAAGCAUGUUUUCUAUGAAAUUUAAUUUCAUAUGUAAGGGCAUCUAAAAUCGAUGAGGGGAGUGCAUGCGAAUUAAGUAGCAAUUUUUACAGAGAUUAAAUUUUACAUUCAGCCCAAAGACCGAAUUAUGCUGCGCGAUGAUUAGUUUUGCAACCAUACUUAAGUAAAAAUUUCUAGACAAGGACGCAUUCCGGAAUUUCUGUUAACAUUUUAUGCGCUAGCCCACUUACUGCAUGCGAUCUAUACCUCCAAGAUAUUGUGUGGACAAACCAUUUUGUCCUUUAAAUGGUUGGAAAUAUCACCUGAUCACAAACGCCAAUAUUAUUAAGGGACUUCCAACAACUGGGUGUAUGCAAUGUCCUUGUUUGUACGUAUUUCUAUGACACACUCGAUAUAGCCGACGUUUGAUCAGAUUUUAAAUAAGUCAGUUUAAGUCAGUUUAAGUCAGUUUAUUAAGGGAAUGAGGCUUUCGCCCUUGAGCACCCUAUUCAUGUCGAUAAACAGAAAUAAAGUCAUCAAUUACAUCAGCAAAUGCGAAAAGUUAAGAAGUUAGCGGUAAGUGUGAGCCAGGCGCAAACUGCCGCCGCUAAAACAAUCAUGAUUGUAUGUACAGUAGGUUCUCAACAAGUGAGCGUCUAGUCUGCACUUAAAGGAUUUAACACUUUCGGAAAGAACGACAGCAUCAGGGAGUCCAUUCCAUGCCCCGAUGACCCUGUGUGAGAAGGCGUUCCGUCGGACGUCCGAAUUAGCCCGCUUCCUUUGCAGUUUGAACGGAUGACCACGCAGACGGUCAGUCCGGGCCAAUUCAAAUGAUUCAGUUUCGCCCAACAUUGAAAAACUCGAUGUACCCAGGACUUGUGCAAUAGUUAUUUCUCUUAAGCAACUACGACCCGUACUCCACCUUACUCAUUCUGCACGUUUUAUAAGUCGUCUUGUACUAUGCAUUGAAAGUUUUGGUUUUCACAAAACCCUACCGAUUUGCCGACUUACAAAUAGCGGAGAAAUAUUUCUCAACAUCGGAAGUGCUUUCUCAACUGAAUCGAAUUCGGAUCAAAUAGACUUAAAUGCAAACCAGAGCAGAGACGACCUGCAGGCGUGAGUGGAGAGUACUCUUUUCGGCGCCAACUAGUUGAGCUGGCAUCUGACAUGGUAGCUGCUUCUGAAUAAGCAGCAUUAUGAUGGGCGAUAUUAAUGCCUUCCUCAAACACACUUCCUGCGCGAAUAAGUCAACAACCGGUCUUACUGCUUCUUAAAAUUUACUUCGGCACGAUGCAGACAAUAAAGUUCAAUGGACAAAACAAUUAAACAUAAAUGGCGAAUGUUCUUCCCAAUGCAAGAGCGCACAUAUAAUUUCAAAUAUUUUUUCUUUUUUUAUCUUUAAACAUUUGCUAACAGGAACAAGAGUCUUCCUGUCACUUCGAUUAAUUGAUGGCGAAAUUGGUUGAAAGUGUUCUGCAUGAUUACAAUCCUUACUGCCCUACCACUUCAUAUCUUGCACAAACACCGAUGCUGAUAACAGUUAUUGACAUUGAACUUGCAACAAAUCGUGUGUGAAAUUAAAAACGUUGCGGAUGAUUACUUUCGCCUGGAAGCAGUGGAUACAACGGGCUAUAUGAUGGCGUGAAAUUUGGUUUUUUGGACUAGCCAGUGUGGAUUUCUGUUAAUAAUAAAACAGUUGCUUCACGAAACUCUUUCGACUAUUUUCCCUGUUUGUCAUUGCAGACAAUGUUGCUAGAGCAGAAAAUGACACUUGUAUGACUAGUAAAACGAAUGAAAAGCUGCCGUUUCCGGCAAGUUCUGCUUUUAGAAGACCAUUCGCAAACCAUUCACCAGAUGUGACCGGGAGAAUACGUACAGUGCGUGACCGAUCUCAUGAAAUGUUGGCCAAAAUUCUGGAAUAGGUUUCCAAAUAGGAAGGAUAACUUAAGUGGGGUUGUUAUACUGAUUAUCAUGCGGCAUAAUCCAGUAAUGUUUCCGACUCGCCAGGAUGUCAUCUUUUGAAUGCACUUCAUAUUAACCUCCUGCAGAAACCACACUGGGUAAAAAGGACUACUUACGUGGCAUGCAUUUUUCCAAUUGAUGUUCGGUAGUUUUAAACGGUGAAAUAUAUUUUACAGAAAAGAUGAACAAAAUAUGCUUCCUUUGGCUCAUUUGGUAGGAAAUCACAUUGUGCUCAUAUUUUAUGCCCGAGGAAAGUGCAUAUCUAGGUUUUAAAAAGUAAUUAUUUCUAAACGAGUACGGUUUCUGCAGGAGGUCAAGAAGGAGUGACUUUAAAAGCCGACAUUCUGGCGAGUCCGAAAUGCUAUAUGUUUAUGCCGCACGCUUGUCAGUAUUACAACUCCACCUAAAUAAUCCUUCCUAAUCGAAAACGAAUUUCAGAAUUUCGGCCAACAUUUCAUGAGGUUGGUCACACAAUGUAUUGCAGUGUUACUGCUCGGUUGGUUCGCAAACACGAUUUGGCUAGUAGGCUAAGAACAAAAUCGAGCUGAUAUGUGCGAGCUGCACCAGCGCCGGUGCCAGAUAAGGGCACGGCACGCGUUAUUGUCAUGUGAGCCCACAUAAAUGACAUACAGUGGAAGGGGGUGCAGUGGCGCGCCUAGGUACAGGAUUGUGCCGCCUCAAUUACACGAACCCGGCCUGCCGCCAGUCAUCUUGACUCUGUGCUUGCAACGAAUCCAGGGAUGUACGCAGCGGGAAAUGACUGUGGGAGAUGGGGCACGAGAAAGUAAUCGCCAACGAGCCCAGACCGCUGCGAGGCGCGUGGUGGACAUUGUCAGGUUCGAACUGCUGCAGGACUGUUUGGCCAACUGACAGUUGCUGAUACUGAACAAGUAUCCAUUACGAGGCAGACAUUUACCCUUACAACUGGUAAUAUGUGAAUCAUCUCGUCCAAAAAAUAAUGCGUUCUUUUAAUAUUUCAUCCCAAGGUCGAUUUUUUCAGUAUUAGCACAGAUGAACUAGGAUUGUCGAUGCAAUGCCGGUCUUUAAAAUACGUUUCUGGAGGAGGAAAUGCUAUACAGCAUCCUACAGAAAUUUAGUACUUUAAAUGUUAUGUGCAAAACGUGAUACGUUCUAGAGCAGGUGUUCAUCAUAAUCCUCAGUCUUACUGCUUUACGUACUUCUAACAUGUCGCACGAAAGUGACCUCUUCUGUUGUUCAGUAAAAAGACCCAGUCUUGAUAGCUAGUGUGAGUCUAAGGCAUGCCAUUGGCUCCCCCCAGCAGAGCCCAUCGCAGUACACGAACCAAGACAAUCCGAAGACAUUUCACAGAGGUCAAAUGAGUUCAGUUGUGGACACCUAACAUAAAUAGCGGGUUGUGCACAAACAGCGCUUGUAAUCUACGCACAUCUACGCCAGCGCCAUGCUCCAACGUGCACUGCUGCUGCUGCUAACCUCAGUACUGACGAUCGGUGAGUUUCUUAAAAACCGCUUUGCAAUGUAAUAAAUUCUUUACACCUGUUACUUUGGGACUCAGCCAUUUCACAUAAAGCACUCGGCAGACGUUACCUUGACCUGUAUGGCUGCUUGAAAUAGCAGAAAUAAAAACUUGAGGAGGCAGACCAAUUUCACAUUGCAAAGUGCGAUGUUCCUCGAUUGCCAUAAAUUCCAACCUCCAUUUCCACCAUUUAGCCGACAACCCUGCUCAGAUGUCAUUCGGAAGAUACGAGAUUUCGCAGUCUUCGGGCCCAUAUUCGUUACAAGUGCCAAUUUCCAACGAGGCUUCGGUAAGCCUCGCUUCAAUUUCUACAAAGGACAUAUGAUCAAUUUUCGUUCCCAUAUUAAUUUAAUGCUAUCGGCUAGUUAUUUAACCGAAUUUCUCUCAUUUCCCUGCGUAGGAAGUGACCUUCACCAUUGACGAGGACGUAUUCAUAGCCGUUAACGGCACAUGCCAGCUGAAUUCAUCCAAAGCAUUUGCAUUUUCCUGCCCCGUUGAAUGUUGUAAGUCUAUCUGAAUUUCUAUGCUUGUCGUCACUGACAGCUUAAAACCCAACGUAAAGCAGCUACUGAAUAUACACCCUGAAAAUGUCUGGGUAUUUAAACAGAACUUCUCAUAGCUUUUUUUCGUCUUUGAGGAACACGUCGUAUUGCAUCGUGUUUUUUGUUUUAGCUUUGCCACAGUGUCACGUGAACAUUACUUUGCCCGAUGUUUCUUUCUUUGAAACUCUCAUUGUCAAAGUAAAUGAAUCACAUAAGGAUCUCUACAUUCAUGGUAAGCAAAGAUGCGACCGUGAGAUGGGUAUUUUAAACCUCUCAUCGUUUUUUAUUUAGCGCUUGCCUACUCGAGCAUUACCGAAAACAUAACCUCUGAAAUUAAGCCAUUAUUUAUAUUUGGGAUCCAUCGAAUAUAGUGGAUUUUUCCCAGAGUAAUCCAGGGAACGAACGUUGUAAGUGAAAAUUAACAGUAACCUUCCUUUUCGAAGCGCCUUUCUCGAGCCCCAUAAACGCCCCGUAAACGUUCAGUGAAAAACAAUGAUGAACUGGUUGCUGUCUUAACUAACAUUUAAAUGAUAAUAGGGUUUUUAUUAAAUCAAGCUUUGUCAGGCUAUAAACUGGACGUUUGCAGUUUGCUGCACGACAAACAGCUCGCUUGCAAAAUGAAAAGAUGUAAACCAACAUGUCCAAAUACACGUGCCUUUUGCACAGUCAAAAUCAGUGUAAGAUAUAUAUUUGAACAUUGCAUGAAUUAGCAACAAAAAACGUAAGGUAAAUGCAAAUGAAAGACGACUGCGUAAAGUUAAAGUAUUCAUCAAAAUUUCUCAGGCGAAAUACUUGAUUUAUUAUUGCCUCUUACAGGGGGGACUAUGAUUCGCAUAAUGAGAGUCGUAGCGAGAACAAGCUGACUGAUUUAGAUCACGAUGCAAAAACGUUUUGGAUAUUUGUCCGGUCGCAAACCAAGUAAAAAGAAUAAUGAACUGACCGUUCUCCUGUCAUUACUUUUGCACAGAUAUCCCCUCCUUUGACAGUGUACGCCCGGUUUUUACUCAGGAACGCGGACCAUUUAUAUUUACGACGCUUCUACCAGGCAUGCCGGAGGUAAGUAAGAAAAUCACGCACUAAUCUACCAGUCGAUCAAUUUGAACAGGAACCGUAUCUACCUUUUGAAUUGCGCUAUUUUCGUUUCCCGUAGUUCGUGCUCUUCCAGCUGAAGCGCUUUGAUGUGCAAACUCAAGAUGACACAUGUAUGAUAGUGACAAAUGAUGGACCUAUCCACUGUAAGGUUGUACAAGGCAAGUGGUUUGGUAUUUUUGCUGUAUAGUAUAUGCUAUGCUUUAUGACCUGCCGUACUGGCAACCAACAAUACUGCCAAAACCUUGGUAUUUAAUGUGUGAUUUCGGUUAUGCGUUCCAGUUGUGAAAUUAAGGCUCUGGUAAUUUUCUCAGAAAUCGAUUGUUUACUUAAGAUAAAUGAGAUAGGAUUGCGUGGGCGCAUGUCAGUCACCGCAGAAUAACCACGUUAUUUUCAUAAAUUGCCAACAGUUAGAAAUAUGCAUAUCCAUCAGCAUUAUUCCGGAAUAAUUCGGUUAUUGAGGAAUCCAUUUUUUGAAAGAUAUUCCUUCCGGUGUUCGCAAAAGCUAAUCUCUCUGAAAAUUGACGACUCAGGCAGCUUGGAUUUUUCUCGGUGCUUUUCGACACCACUAUAAGCUCAAGUAUUUUUCAUGGAGGAUAUGCAUAAAAAUAUCCAUUCAUUUGCUUAUUUGGAAAGGGAAUUAUUUUUUCUAAAUUUACUCUUGCAUGUAGGCCAGAGUUAAGUUUCAUAGAAAACUUUUUCGAUUCCCGAAUUAUUUUGAAUCCAAAUUGCCGUAACAUGGGCACUCAGGAUUUCCAAACUACCAGCUGCAUAUUUUCCGUGCACAAAUCAUGGUAGAGGGACGCUCGCCGAUCGUUUCUGCGGAACACUUUAGUCGUGGUGCGCCUUACGGGCUCUCUUUCGAGUCCAACCAGCAGCCGCUCAGCGGCGCAUGAUAUAGGCAGGAUAGUAUUACCGACAAAGAAAAAGGAGACUGUCUUUGUCGGUAAUACCAUUGUGCCAGAAAGCCUUAUGCGUUAACCUAGGGUAUUAAGAGAACAGUCUGUGGGGUUCACAAAAUGUAACAGUAAAUUUGAUCCACAUUGCAAAUUACACAAGCAACAUUAGCAAAAACAGGGACACAAUGUUUUGUGAAUGGACCUUUCAGCAUUUAACAACUCCCAUAAUUUGAAACUCUUCUAAAAUCAAAUUAUGUCCUUGCUGCAAGUGAAGGAUUUAAAUCAGGUUCAACUGUUUGAUCAAAUUCAUAAAAGAAUAAAUAUUUUCAUGCAUAUGUUAGGCGAAAUGUAAUCAAAUGUAUAAGGGUAUUGAAAAUAAAUGAGAAAAAUUCUUAUUAUAUGAGAAGUUACCUUUACAGAGCAUAGUCUUUUAGGCUGCGGGAAGGAAGUUUCAUUAAAAGCUGGAAUCCUGAAAUAGCUUCAUCACCACAGAAGUAUGAUGCAGGGUAAUUAACAUAGCAAUACUACUAAGGCACUCUUUUCCAGUCCCUGAGGAAUUUAAAAAUUUCAAACAAAAUUUCAUGAGUAAGCUCAUGAACUACGCAAAUUCAAGCGAAGUGGAAGGGAAGCAUUCAAAGAAAUAUAAUUUGGAAGCAGGCAUAUUGUUUGGGAAAACCGUGGACAUUUACUGGGAAGUGUUUUGACGCUGGUUCCUCUGGACAUCCUCAUAAUUGAGUAAAUGUGAAAAAAACAACUAAUUUUUCCAACUUGCUGAAAAACCGCUAUUCAUUUAGCACUUGAGCCAGAAAGCGGCCGCCGUUUGUGUGGUUCGCUAUUCUUUGACUCUCGUCCCUCCCAAUUUUUUGUGAGAUCUUUCUGCAUGAGAUCUAUCUCGAUGUGUUUGCUUAUGUAUGAUUCAUCGAAAUGCAUGCCUUCAAUACACCUUCGGGCAUUUCGGAAGAAUAAACUCCGAUGAUGCUAGUUUUGUCCCAUUCGAAUGUGCGCCAAAAUUCAAGGGUGCGAAUGACCGUUUGAGACAGGUUGCCUCUCCUUUUAGCUCUCAGUUGGUGUUUGUGAAUGGAUUGACGAACAGAUUGUCCCGUUUAGCCAAGAUUUGCGGCAUCUGGGGUAUUUAAUGGGAUCUUAAAGACGACUUGCCUGUUAUCGAGAUCGCAGACACUCCCUUUAGGGUUCACAUGCCUAGUUCGCAAGGUAGUCGCCUGCCUCUGCGCCACAUUUAUUUGGUGAAUGCUCAAGAGGCGUCCAACGAGUUCAGACACAUUCCUGAUGUAAGGAUGGCGACUCCUCCCAUUCUGACUAGGGCUCGGCAUAUUUGUUUCGCUAGGAUGCUUCCUGGUAGAUACUUUAGUUUACAAAUGUGAGCUUGUUAUAUUCAUAUAAAUCUAUCGUAAGCCUUAAAUAAUGCAAUCUAAAUUCACCUUCACGGGCUCAACAUAUGAGUUAAAAUGGAUACUUGGAUUGACGUCCACCAGCUGUCUCAAUAUUUAUACAUCGGAAAAAGGCAACCAACGGUAUGCACGUGACAUUCAAUUUACCAUGAUGACGAGAUAAGUAGUGUUUCAUCCGCGCAGCUUUCUCAGAGAUUAGUCGGAGUGACUUAAAAUGCGCACAAAAAUACUGUGAUGAUGGGUGGGUUAGCCAAAGCGUUUUGGGGAUCAGUAAUGACGUAAAGACUGUCUACAUAUGAGAUGUGUAUUGUCGCCUAAAAUUUUAACUGAAAGUCUGAAACAUGUUUUGAAUUUGGAAAGAUAACUUAUAUAAAGUUGGAAUAAUAUUAAUAAACUUGCAGUGUUCUCUAAUACGUUCCAUUCGCAGAAGGUUACUGGCUUCCAAAUGAACAUUUCUAUACCUCUGUAAAAACCAGUGUCCAUAAAAUUGAAUACAUAACUCCUAUAGUAUUUUCCCACUUGUUCUAGGCGCUCUUAUAAAUUCUAAAAAAUUAAUAGAAGACAUGCAUACAAUAUUGUUUAUAUUACAUUUGCGUGUUCGUCAAAUUCGCUGCUUAAAGAGCAAGUAUUUUUUUGAUUCUUAGGAAAUUUUUUCAGUUUCCAAAUAAUUUAUCAUCUUACAUGCCCUUACAUUCGCUCUGAGGAUUUGCCAAUUACAUUGUGUUAAGUAAUUAUCACAUAUUAACCUGUGCCUUUUGGAAGACGCCAUAUAGAACUCGUAUAACUGCGCAAUGGAUGUGGUGGAUGUUAACUACCGCAUAAGUGACAUCGGUAAACCUGCCGGUACGACGCUGUACAACUCGAACUCUCAUAGUCUCAAAAACUGUAAAUUAUCAAUGUCUAUCUCCAAAGUGUUCGUAGUCAUAAUUGCCAAUUUGUAAUACCAAAAGACACUCUUCGUCAGGUAAAAAAGUUGCGGAAAACGCAAUAAGCUGCUAAGCAGUUUCAAGAACGAAGAAUUUCACGUGCCAGAAAUUUAGUAAAAAAAUGACAUGUUGCCUUUGCAGUCAUAUUUUGCAGGGUGCAAUCUCUGAAGACGACCGAAAGGGCGUUUAUUCAAGGCCGGCAUCUUGACGCGGCUGAACACUUUUAGAGUGAUGCUGCGUAAACGUUAAUAUUCGAGCCCUACUGCAAAUCUAAACAAAUCGAAAACAUAUUUCAGAAUAUCACUUAAAAUCUCAUGAGACUGCGCAUCUACUGCAUAUGCGUAUUUGUAGCCGGUCUGUGUACAGAGUGCGGUCAGUCAUUCUAUCUGUAGACAAAACGCUGGAGAAAUUAGUGAUUAGUUGAGUUAACGUACAUUUGAUCCGACUCUUCAUAUCACACCCCCGCUAUCGCACAUAAAUAACGCCAGAUCCAGAAGGAAAAUGAUUAGAGUUUUGUUAUUUUCAAACGUGUUUUAUAGCCAUCAGAGAGAAAGUCAGUUGAGCAAGCUUAAGCGAAAAACCAAUAGAAAAGUCCUAAAAUGUCUCACUGUAUAUUCCUGAUGUGUUGAAGUCUGCACAAACCUGGCCAGAGCAACGGCAUUUAAGCUAUCACAUAUGUUGAGCGUGAAGAUUUGCCACCAGCUCGACACUUGUUCCAAAUGCAAAUUCGACCAAUGAUUCCAGACCAGAGCAUGUCCACUUGGAUCCCCCUUUAAGUUCAAAGCCGUGCGGAAUCGGGUAUCGGAAACCGCUCCUCCAGAUCUCUGAUCCCUGCAAGCCCGUUGUCAGAAACAAAUAUUCCAGAGAUGGCAUUCCAAUCGCAGUUGUUUCGCCUGGUGCGACAUUUACGUUAAACUCCGACUUGAUACUGCCAUCACAUAAUACGUUCUGUUGAGGACGCGUGAACAAUAGAUAGCGGUAAAGCAAAAGGACCGUACGCCUUUAAUGACCCCUCACUCGUUUUCACAGGGCAGACGCUAACUGCCGAACUCAUACACCCUCUGUCUAGCAGGAGUUUGAUGUCGAUGUAGACUGUCAGAAGCACGAUAGAGGAAUGAAUUCGUAUUCAACAAUCACAUUCCUUUCCACUUGCGGCCAUUGUCUGGGGAAAUAACUUCAAGGCUCAUUAACAACGUGCUUUGGUUUCUGUUUAGCCAAGUGAGUCUCUUUCAAUUACCUCUGAACAUACGGCACAAAGGUUGGAUAUAUCUUUAAGAAAAAAAUUCGUUUAGCUCAUACAAAUGUUAUACGUUUUUUGGUAUUUGCGUGUCAUUAACUGCCUGUCGGUGGCCAUCAACUCUCUAUCAGGCGAUGGGUUUUAGCUCGAAUGUUCACACCAGCUUUGGAAGCGGGCUCGGAAAGCUUAUUUUUCAACGUGCGCCUAGUUCGCGCGUUUUUGUCCAACAGGUUUAAACAAUGCAACAUUUAAACUGGAGGUCGAAUAAAACGAAAGCACAUGGAGGACGCAAGGCAGCGAAGUAGAAAUGGAUAAACAUACCUCCGCAUUGUUUGUUCAUGCGGCGGAACGAGAUCUUAAAAAACGAUUGUCUGUGCCUUUAGCUAGUAGCUUUCCUUCCAGCUGGAAUGGAUGCUUGCGCAAUAAAAGCAAUGAAAUACUGUAUCACUUAAUUAAUAACAUUUUCCGAGACUGCACAGUGACACAAAGAAAAAUCAGAACAAGUAAAAUUUGGAAAAGUAAAAAAGUGCUUUUAGCCGUACUUCAUCAAUACCAACUUGAAACACCCUGCUUCCGAACUUUGAACUACCGUAAACAUCGUUAGAACGGGUAAAUGAAAAAUGAAGAAAAAUUUCCUUUUGCUUUUAGUGGGAAAAUAUCCCCGACUGACGCUGUUCAUCCCUGAGAUACAGGGUACUACGGAAUUCUUCAUUGGGGCUGAUCAGCCAAACAAAAAGUAUGCAAAGUACUGGCUAAGGGUUGAACAUAUUUCUGCCGCAUUGUCGACCAAUCGUACGUCGUGCGAAGUGUGCAAUACUGAUAUAUUCGUGUGUUUAUAUAUUACUUCGGCUAACCGUCUCAUUUCAGACCUUAUGUUCCUUUUCAUGUUAGACCGUAAAAUGUAGGAAUGUUGUUGCCUCAGAAUUGACAGCAGUUAGUUCGAAAAGCAGUAAAUAUAAAGUAAUCGCAGAACGGAGAUAUAUUUGCCGUUUUAAACAAGUGACACUUUUUUUACUGACCUCGGCCACUUUCUGUUCAAAGUUAUUUACCGCGCUUUCAAACAGAACAUUUGAAAUUAUCUGAUUAAAUACUUCCCUCUUAAAGGAACCUUUGGCUAUGACAGUGUCAGUCUGUCAAAGAAGUCCGAAAAUGAGACGGAGAUGGACCUGGUCUGGCAGUUGCCAUUCGCUGUAGAUGUUUCAGGAGUAAGUAAAAAUCGCAAAAUUUUCCCUCCGCUUUUCCUCACGGUGUACCGGAGUUCUCAUUAUACACUACUGCUACAGACUUGAAUAGGACAUUUUGACCAUCGGUUUCGAUGAUGUCCACCGUGUGCCCCAUAGCUGCAGCAGCAAUGGGAGCAGGGACGGUGACUUACGCAGGAGUUUAUAGUGCCGGUAGACUUGCGUAGCAUCUACCUGCACUCUCUCCUCCUCCCUCGCCCGAGCCCGGUGUCAAGACAGAGUCAAGAAGACCGGAGACGAGAGAGGCCGCAGGUGGAUGGCUCGGACGGAUCCUCAGCUUGGCGUUCUACCAAACUCCCUGGUCCACACAACAAAUGACCAGGAUUUCAGCCAACAAAAGAGGGAUUUGGAGGCUGGCACGGCCGAAGCCGCACCUGGGCGUGCCGCCAACGCCUGGCUCGGAUCCAACACUGUAAUGGGAUCGCCAUAA